Mytilus californianus (California mussel) is the source of this 1890-nucleotide messenger RNA. RefSeq names its product neuronal acetylcholine receptor subunit alpha-5-like. NCBI's taxonomy places the organism in Eukaryota, Metazoa, Mollusca, Bivalvia, Mytilida, Mytilidae. The record is from RefSeq and is a predicted model, not a curated record. Gene Ontology annotation, biological process: nervous system process; signal transduction; chemical synaptic transmission. Bases 106 to 1389 code for a protein of 427 amino acids. Gene Ontology annotation, cellular component: synapse; neuron projection; membrane. Gene Ontology annotation, molecular function: extracellular ligand-gated monoatomic ion channel activity; transmembrane signaling receptor activity; neurotransmitter receptor activity. The transcript has a single exon.
GUUCAAAACAGUUGAAUACGAAAUAGAAUACGUAUACGUAUGUAACGUAUCACAAAGAACUCUAAUCACGUGGUAUAUUUAAAAUUUUUACUUUAAAAAAAUUAAAUGUUCAGUGUAAAUAACUAUUUUCAUAUCUAUAUUCCACGAUUAAAAAUGAAGUGCUACACGCUGUUUUUUUCACUGGUACUUGUUGGAAGGAUAAAUCCUGGAUAUACGGCGUCAUUUACAGCCGUGGCUUCACUUUACGACGAUCUUAUUAGCAGAAGUUACAGAUAUAUCCGUCCAGAAACAGACCUAAAUACGGCAACAUCUGUUGGAUUCAAAUUCUUUCUCACAAACCUACAAGAUUUAGAUGAAAAUACAGGACUAUUUUCUGUCGCCGGAUUUUUUGAAGUCAAAUGGAGAGAUAAUAAUCUUAUUUGGGACCCGAAUUCGUAUGAGAGCCAGUCAUAUAUGCGUAUUCCUACAAAACACAUAUGGAUCCCACAUCUUAUUUUAGGAAAUCCUUACACAGAAGGAGUUGUUAUUUCCUUGGAAGAUUCAACGGUAGCUCUUUAUGAAAAUGGCGAUGCUAAAUGGAGCCCAGCAGACAGUUUUCAGAUGGCAUGUGACGCGGACGUCUCUUAUUAUCCUUUUGAUUCGCAGACAUGUCAAAUGAUGGUCGUUCCGUGGCAAUACGACGCAAAUGAAAUCGUCAUACUUAUACAAUCUUACACAGUUGACACAACAUACUACAGUGAAAACCCACAAUGGGAUUAUGUUUCCUCUACAUUAUAUAAUGGAAGCAGUGUCAAUGCAUUGUAUAUUUCGAUGACUUUCAAAAGAAAACCAACUUUUUUCAUGAUAAAUGUAAUAUUUCCAAUCAUUCUACUUGGAGUGUUGAACAUUUUCGUGUUUGCUCUACCGGCCGAUUCUGGAGAACGUGUUGGUUUUAGUAUAACCCUUUUAUUGUCUAUCGCCGUUUUUAUGACGAUCGUUGCUGAUUCAUUACCAUCGACAUCAUCACCACGAUUAUCGUCAGUUGGAAUAAAACUCGUCGUCGAUUUGACCAUAAGUUCUCUGAUUGUGGUUUGCACCAUUUUAGGUCUCGUCAUUCACCACAGAGAUGACUCGCAGCCAGUCACACAGAGUUGGCGACGCCUUAUUAAGGUAUCAAAGACAUGUAGGCCAUGUAAAAAACGUCAAAACAAUGGAAUUCAAGUCGGAGAUGCAGAAACACACAGUGUGAAGGACACAGAAAAACUCGGUAUUCCUAAUGAUGAUAAGGAUGACGCUUCUUGGAAAGACGUCAGUAGAUUUUUGGAUAAAUGUUUUAUUGUAAUAUUCAGUGUAGUUUUAUUCCUUGCCAACCUCAGUUUCUUUAUGGACAUCGUUGCUGGAGUAAACUGAUCAUUUCUACAGUACAAUUGCGAUCAGAAACUAAUAUGAAUUAUACACUGAAGCGAACGUUAUAAAUAAAUGCUGAAAUGACAAAAAAAAAGAUGUUUUAAAAGGAGAAGGAAAUGGAUAGUUUGGUCUCAUUCAAGCCUCAAUAUUUGUCAGAGAUUUGCUAUUGUGUAACACCAAUAAAAAAUCGAUCAAUGGAAAAAGAAAAUAUAUAAUUUAAUUCUUAUGUAACUUUGAUUUAAUUCAAACUAAUUUUCAAUAUCAAUACGAACAAUACCAUAGAAAGGUAAAUAGAAAUGCAGUCACAAAGUUAAUGCUGAAAUGUGAAUUAUUUAUUGAUGUAUAAAUAUAGAGAUAAUGAUCAUACUGACAACCGCAAAUUGUGCAUGUUGUGAUAAAAGUCUCUCAGCGUUAAUUAAUUUCUUUUUUGUGUUUUUUUUAUAUGGGGAAUGCAAACAUAUCAAACAUUUUAAACGCAAUAAACCAAUACUUUGGGAAAAUGAA